Molecule: messenger RNA, 2545 nt
Organism: Schistocerca gregaria
Lineage: Eukaryota; Metazoa; Arthropoda; Insecta; Orthoptera; Acrididae
Exons: 7
Coding region: 380-1828 (482 amino acids)
Biological process (GO): store-operated calcium entry
Cellular component (GO): membrane
Molecular function (GO): store-operated calcium channel activity
Source: RefSeq, a predicted model, not a curated record
GCGUAAAUGCCGACGACGGCGCAACCGUGCGCACGCCGACCGCUUCCUUCCGUGUCCCAGCCGCAACUGCGCGUUCCGUGCCAACCGGCCGGGGCAAGUGGCUGGCCGGGCGACGGUGGCGCCACGCGCGGCCGCCGUCGCAGUCGCCGCCGCCGGAACCAAAGCGAUAGCGGCGACCGCAGGCCUUCAGUCUCACAGCGGACAGCGACGCUCACGAACCUCGCAGGGGCCGCAGCCAGCCGCGCCGCCGCCAGCAUCCAGCUCGGAGAAGAAACGACAGAUCAGCGCACCGGCCGGGAUCAAUGGUGGUGCUGCGCGGGUUGCCGUCCGGUGCUUCCAGCAGGCGCUCAUUGUGACACGAGAGUUUAUUUCAAAAAAGAUGCCCUCACCCCGAGAAUCUCCGCCUGAGGAGGCGGCCACCCCCGCGUGCAGUGACCGUGCCACUCCCCCGCCAGAGGCGGACGCCGACCCAGACGACGGCCGUCUGUUCAAUGCCACCGCACGAAAUGCCAGGGGCGCCGCUGACAACCACAGCCGGCAGGGCGGGCGCGGCCAGCAGCAGAGUUCGAGCAGCUGCUCGCCGUGCUCGACGCCCGUGGAGUCCCGCGGCAGCCAGCGCCAGGGGGCGCUGCGCAGCGCGCGCUCCACGCCGGGGGACCUGGGCUGCGCGGCGUGCGGCGCCUGCGGGGCGCGCCUCCACCCCCAGCUGCAGCCGCCCCCGCUGCGCAGCGCGCGCUCCUCCCCCGCCGACGUCAGCGGCGGCCGCCCCCAGCAGCAGCAGCAGCAGCAGCCGCCCCCGCGAAGGCCGCACGCCGGCCGGCCCGCCUCCUGCCCGGAACACACCACCGUCGCCCCACAGCCGACCUCCAGGCCCGCGACGCCGACGCCCGUAGGCGGCAAGGAAGCGGCGUGGCAGCGGCAGGUGCCGCUGCUCAAGUCGGUGUCGCACGCGUACAUCGCGACGGCGCGCCUGCAGCAGCAGCUGCAGCAGUACCACCUCCACCAGCCGGCGCAGAGCCAGCCCGACAGCAGCGGCAGCAGCCGGCUGGGGGGCGCCGCGCCGCUGCCCUGCCCGCCCCCCGCCUGGAGGGCGCCCGGCUCCAGCCUCGACCGGCCCGUCGUGCUGGAGAACUGCACGCCGCUGCCGCCCUACAGGGCCUGCCACUGCGGGAGGAUCAAGGGAGGCGGCGGCGGAGAGGACUCGAGCACAGUGUGUGGGACGUUCGACGGCGAGGGCAUCACGGCGGAAGGCCUCUCGUGGCGCCGACUCCACAUGUCGCGCGCCAAGCUCAAGGCCACCGCCACCACCUCGGAGCUGCUCUCCGGGUUCGCCAUGGUGGCGAUGGUGGAGCUGCAGAUCAACGAGCCGACCAAGGUGCCUGAGUGGCUGUUCGUCAUGUUCUCGGUGUGCACCACGGUGCUGGUGGCGGUGCACAUCUUCGCGCUCAUGAUCUCCACCUACCUGCUGCCCAACAUCGACGCCGUCAGCAAACUGCAGGUGCAGGAGCUGGUGGGCGAGUCGCCGCACGAGCGCAUGCGCGGCUUCAUCGAGCUGGCGUGGGCCUUCUCCACGGUGCUGGGGCUCUUCCUUUUCCUGGUCGAGGUGGCCAUCCUGUGCUGGGUCAAGUUCUGGGACUACUCGUUCACGGCCGCGUGGGCCGCCACCGUGAUCGUGGUGCCGGUGCUCAUCGUGUUCGUCGCCUUCGCCGUGCACUUCUACCACAAGCUGGUCGUGCACAAGUGCGAGAGCUCCGUGGCCGACAUCCAGGAGCUGGAGGCCAUGAAGCAGCAGCUCGACUCGGCCACGCUGGCCCACUCCAAGGUGUGAGGGAGCGGCGGACAGGCGCGGCCCUAACCUGCCCAGCGCCUCGGAGCUGCGACGAUGUUUUGCAUCUGCUGCACCCCGCUCGUCAGAGAGUUUAGCCGUUGGAGGACGCACCGUGGCACAAGCGCGUGAAACAGAAACAAAAGUUUAACCAGUGAAUGCGGAUACUUGAAACGGUGCAAGGCUGUGAGAAGUUAGUGACCGUGUCGACUGACGAAGUCGGAAGAAGAAAUAAGCGCGGAAGUCGCGAAGACACGAAAGCCCGUCGUUUUGACGCACCCUAGAUUGCGAUAACGCUCGCGACAGCAGUAAUAGUGUUAGCAAGCCACUAUCAGCGUAACCAAAAUCGUACGUUAGCGCGUCCAGGAAUCUAGCACCAUGUCAAAUCUCACAUCAGCCUGACGAGCAACAUGUAGGAAAUAUUCUACACAUUGCACCUCAAACGAUGAUUUUCUGUAGACGGCAGUUUCUCUCAUCGUGCAAGCUCUGAAAUUCCAAAAUAUCUUCUGUAUGCUAUAUUAAUGAACUUUUAUAAGGUGAGAGCAUCCCUUAUGGCGGGAUAGGGCGGUGGGCAGACAGGGCCGAAUAAUUUCAGUAAUCACAGAUGUUUUGCGCUUACGAGAAAUGUGAGGCUCUUGCAACAUCUCUUCCCCUACCUACUCCAUCGCUCAGCUUCAGUUUCAUUGUUUGUGUAGUCCAGGCACGGCGACUUGGAUUUGA